Messenger RNA from Aspergillus oryzae RIB40, 1560 nucleotides. RefSeq names its product putative cyclopropane-fatty-acyl-phospholipid synthase. The record is from RefSeq and is a predicted model, not a curated record. The transcript has 4 exons. NCBI's taxonomy places the organism in Eukaryota, Fungi, Ascomycota, Eurotiomycetes, Eurotiales, Aspergillaceae. Gene Ontology annotation, biological process: cellular response to biotic stimulus. The coding region runs from base 1 to 1560 and encodes 519 amino acids.
AUGGCUGAGACGAAGAUCCAUCCUCAGUCCCCUGAGGAGUUCGAGUUCAUUGAAACUCCCCCUGCCUCCUGCACUACUCCCGCUGAGCCCUGUGGUGUGAGGACAACGUCGUACCCGGCCAUCAAAAAUGCCCCCGUCCCAGCGGAUUCUCCGGGCAGUGAUAGCUUCUCCAACAUCCUCCUCUUCUCUUUGCUUCUGCUCAUCCCAUGGUAUCUGGCCCGCCAGGUCGGUGGUGGUUUCUACACCACCAUCUUCUUCGCAAUCUUCACCACUAUCCCUAUUUUGAUGGCUUUCUGGUCCGUCGCUUCAUCCAUCUCCCCCCGCAAGACCGAAAAGGCCAAGUAUGCUGGCCGCCCCGUCGAACACUACCUGCACUUCCACAGCGAGCAUGACCGUGCUGCCUACCGUGGAAAGAGCAAGAUUCCCAUGGAGGUUUUCUACGAGAAGUACUUCAACGGUGAGGUAGACUUCAAGGGUGACGCCUUGGAGUGCCUCGAGUUCCGCCACGAUUGGGCCAACUUCCGCUUCACCAUGGGCCUUUUCAAGCACUUCCUCUUCGGUUUCAUCCCCGAGAUGCUGAUGCACACCCGCUCCCAAGAUGAGGAGCAGGUCCGUGAUCAUUAUGACCGUGGUGAUGAUUUCUACGCUUGGUUCUUGGGCCCACGCAUGAUCUACACCUCCGGUGUUAUUAGUGAUCCCGAUCGGGAGGAGACCCUAGAGGAGCUGCAGGACAACAAGCUGGCUGUGGUUUGUGAGAAGAUUGGCCUGAAGCCCGGAGACACCGUCCUCGAUCUUGGCUGUGGCUGGGGUACUCUGGCCAAGUAUGCUUCCGUCCACUAUGGCGCCCAGGUUACCGGUAUCACUCUUGGUCGUAACCAGACUGCCUGGGGUAACAAUGGCCUUCGUAAGGCCGGUAUUGAGGACUCCCAGAGCCGUAUUAUGUGCUUGGACUACCGUGACGCUCCUCGCGUUGACGGCGGCUACAAGAAGAUCACUUGCCUGGAGAUGGCUGAGCAUGUCGGUGUGCGUCACUUCACUACUUUCUUAUCUCAGGUUUAUGAUAUGCUGGACGACGACGGUGUUUUCUUCCUCCAGAUUGCUGGUCUCCGUAAGUCCUGGCAGUACGAGGAUCUCAUCUGGGGUCUCUUCAUGAACAAGUAUAUCUUCCCUGGUGCCGACGCUAGCACCCCUCUUGGAUUUGUUGUCGACCGUCUGGAGGCCGCUGGUUUUGAGAUCAAGGCUGUAGACACCAUUGGUGUCCACUACUCUGCUACUCUCUGGCGCUGGUACCGUAACUGGAUGGGCAACCGUGAGAAGGUUGAGGCCAAGUAUGGCAAGAGAUGGUUCAGAAUCUGGGAAUACUUCCUUGCUUCUUCGACCAUCACCUCCCGUCAGGGUGGUGCCACCUGCUGGCAGCUCACUCUUGUCAAGAACAUCAACUCCACCCACCGUAUCGAGGGUAUCAACACUCAGUACGGCCUUAAGGGUGCCCGUCAGGCUGCUAUCGACUCUGUCGGUCACGGCGCCGUGCCUAGUGCUCACGUCACUCCCAAGGCAUAA